AUGGCGACGAAAAACUUAAUUCGAGCCGGAGCAUCGCUAGCGAACAGAUUGUUGAUAUUGAAGAAUCCAAUUAUCCAUCAAAACACUAACUCAACUCAUCAAACUGUAAAUCCUCACCCUUUCCCUUCUCUCUCCAACUUCCGGCUAACCUCUCUCCAUUUGCCUCAAACCGACGCCCUUUCAAUCACUAAAGUUGCCAAUGAAGGGUUCUUGCAUCCCUGUGGUCUCCCCUCUCUCGAAUUUUUCUUGCCUGACGGAGAUUCAUCUUCUGAGCCAAUGCUCCUGUUUCCUAAAAGGACAUUCCAACCUAGCACAAUCAGGCACACAUGCUGCUCUAUGUACCCUGAGGCCAUGGCUAAGCUAUCACUGUUUAGCUUGCCAAUAAGUGAUCCGUACUUGGGAAAAGUAGAAAUCUUUUGUUCUGCUCAGCUUGCCAGCCUGAGUCCUGACCUCAUGGCAAUGUAG
Dovyalis caffra is the source of this 465-nucleotide messenger RNA. NCBI's taxonomy places the organism in Eukaryota, Viridiplantae, Streptophyta, Magnoliopsida, Malpighiales, Salicaceae. The record is from the annotation of a GenBank genome assembly.